GGAGGCGCCAACAUAACGCAUUUGCAGCGUGGCUUGGCGCCCGAUCUAUCGGCUUUGCAACGCCAGCAGGGAACGGAAAUUACGGAUGCACCUGUUCGAUUUUCGUGCAACGCUAACACCGACCGCUCUUUCUGUGGUUCGUUGCUUGCCGAGGCCCAAGAGCGCCGCAAAGGACCACCGCAUGAUCGGUGUCUCUUGAAAAGGGAGCCCCUUUCCCUGUCGAGGCAAAUAAAACGCAUGUUUUCUUUUCCCCCUUGCUCUCCUCGCAUGGUAUUCUUGCAACCAUAUCAUGACUUCACUUUAUCAGCCAUCCAUGGCGACGAUGCUGCCGGUGGAGAUCAUCCAGGCUAUCCUUCUGCACAUGGACGUGGAGACGUACCUUGCUGCACGCUUGACAUGUAAAUCAUGGAGAAACGCCGCGUCUAGCUCUCUUAUGACGCACAAGACGGUGCAGCAAAUACCUGUCGCUCUACCACCAACGAUUCGCGAGCUGGACGAGGAUGAAUGGAGCAUCUAUCUCGACCAGAUCGCGCAGAUCAAUCUCUUAGGGUUCCGGAAUCACGUGGAGAGGACAGUGAGCUGUCGACAACGAACGCUUGACUAUAUAGCGCCUGCGACUACGAGACAGGCAUACCCUGGUCGGACAUCCGCCGGAUUGAAAGGAUCGCGGACAUACGUGGACGAGAACGAUAUCAAGCAGCAACUACUCCAGUUUCCACUCGCCUCCUCGCUCUACCCUCUCUGGACAUCGGUUUGUCGCGCCUUGUCUGAUGGAUGCCACGAUCGGUGGAUGGCAAAACAUCAGCCUAAUAUGCAGCCACAUCUCGCUCUCUCUUCAGAGGGACGUAUUUUGGCUAUAGGAUUUGGUAAAAGGAUCCAGAUGUUUAGCGCCUUGAGCGGACGACAAACAGAGGAGACAUCCCCGGUCGAGUAUGUGAUCAACGACAAUACACAUGGAAUCAUCGAGUCGCUGGAAUUCGAAGACGACGAUAAACUGCUCCGACUAGUCAUUGACAAGCAACCAAGUCGAGUCCGCUAUCUCGGCCUACCAUCACACGCCUCAGAAAAGGCUGAUAUGAUCUAUUGGCGAAAGUACAUUGGAAAUACCUACCUAGAUUCGAUCGAACUAGCGAGGUCUCUCAGUCGAUCAAGUACGACGAGAUUAGUACUGGCCGGCUUGCGACUUUUCCCAUUACCCGAAGAACCUGGCAGCGUAGUGGACAGGAGAAGCGAGGAGCGACGAUAUUUCACCGCAUGUCUCCAAACCGGACAUGUAGAUUGCUAUUGCAUGGGGUAUAUAUCUUUCUACCAACCCGCUCACAUUGGAAGCGUGGAAUCCGUGAAUAUUCAUCGGUUUCUCCCAUCGAAACAAUUCCAGCCCUACACUGCAAAGCCUCAAAGUCGCUCCUCCAAACCUCAACUUUCAACACUCCCGGCCCACGCUCUCCCACAAGCCACCCUCAACCCAGACAACAACUACAACUACAGCACCUAUUCUCGCCAAAACGACUACCACCUCACAAACAUCCCACGCUGGGACCCGAUUAACCUCCCAGCAGCCAGCUGCGACACCCCGCAGCUAGCCAUAUCCGAUGACAACGCCCUACUGGUAGUCUACGAACCGUGCACCCUCCCCAAGGGCCAAGGCGGCUCGGUAUACGUCUACAGCGUUGAAGCCUGCGCCCCCGUCUACCAGCCCUUUCCCCGCACAAAAGCCCAGAGACUAGUUGAUUGGUCGAUAUUUGGACAAGACUUUGGCGGGCUCGGGCUGUGCUUCGUCUUCAGCACCGCCUUCGAUAUGAUCAAGUCCAAGAUGACCGACGUCAUCCCGUCAUGGCCGUUCCUUUUGGAUAGAGUUGACGUCGAUAUCACGAGCCUCAAGGUUGUCUGUGAUCCCCAGAAGUAUCCGAAUGACUCUUAUGUUGUCACCGCGAAAUCUGCCGAGGGUGAUAUCGAGUGGAGGUUAACUCGUAACUAGACUUAAUGAGAGCACUGACGAAUGUAAUGAUCAUGAAUGGUGUUGGAUGGAUCUGAUUUGAAUGUUUUGACUGCGCAAAAAUGUAUUCUUAGUCAAGGAACGGGGCAUAUUAAAUUGAAAUUUAUUCUACAGAAU
Molecule: messenger RNA, 2113 nt
Organism: Aspergillus steynii IBT 23096
Lineage: Eukaryota; Fungi; Ascomycota; Eurotiomycetes; Eurotiales; Aspergillaceae
Product: F-box protein
Exons: 1
Coding region: 290-1978 (562 amino acids)
Molecular function (GO): protein binding
Source: RefSeq, a predicted model, not a curated record